This is a messenger RNA of Vitis riparia (riverbank grape), 1329 nucleotides long. RefSeq names its product binding partner of ACD11 1-like. The record is from RefSeq and is a predicted model, not a curated record. Bases 297 to 1145 code for a protein of 282 amino acids. Gene Ontology annotation, molecular function: RNA binding. Lineage: Eukaryota; Viridiplantae; Streptophyta; Magnoliopsida; Vitales; Vitaceae. The transcript has 5 exons.
GACACCGUCUCCCACGUUUUGAGGACUAAGGCAUGGUUAGGCCUCGGGGAGCCUAGUUUUUCUUUUGCCAAAUUCCCAGUGCGUUGUCCCCAGUCCCAAAUCCCAAUACCGUGGUGCCUCGCCGGAAUCCUUCUCCCACGUGCCACCGCUGCGGGGCCCACCCUCCUUCCAGUCUUUCUAUAUAAAGUCUCUUGUCAGACUACAGGCCUUCGAUCCCUCGGCUUGCUUACGACUCUCCGGCGAGUUUCCCAUCAUUUUCCGCCACCGGCCAUAUCUCAAUCUUCUGCUUGACCGCUAUGCCGAUAACAACUGUCAAAGUCAGCAAUGUUUCCUUAGGGGCAACUGAGCAGGACAUCAAAGAAUUCUUUUCUUUUUCUGGUGACAUUGAAUGUGUUGAAAUGCAAAGUGAUAAUGAGAGGUCUCAAAUUGCAUAUGUUACCUUCAAGGAUAUGCAAGGAGCAGAGACUGCUACUCUUCUUUCGGGAGCAACAAUUGUGGAUAUGUCUGUGACCAUAACUCCUGCUCCAGACUACCAGCUCCCGCCUGCUGCUGCUUCAGCACCACCUCUUCCAAAGGAAAAUAAAACUCCAGGUCGUGCUGAAUCUGCUUUUCGAAAGACAGAAGAUGUUGUCAGUGGAAUGCUUGCUAAAGGCUAUAUCUUAGGCAAAGAUGCAGUUAAUAAAGCAAAAUCCUUUGACGAGAAGCAUCAAUUGACUUCCACAGCCACGUCUAAAGUUGCUUCCUUUGACAAAAAAAUCGGUUUCACUGAGAAGAUAAGUGCUGGUACUUCUGUUGUGAAUGAAAAAGUUCGAGAAGUUGAUCACAAAUUUCAAGUUUCCGAGAAAACCAAGUCAGCAUUUGCGGCUGCUGAGCAAAAAGUCAGUAGUGCUGGAUCUGCCAUAAUGAAAAACCGAUAUGUAUUUACCGGAGCUUCAUGGGUAACAGGCGCUUUCAAUAAGGUUGCUAAGGCAGCUGAGGAAGUGGGCCAGAAGGCAAAAGAGAAGGUGGGAAAGUCUGAAGAUGAACAGAAAAGAAGAGUAGUGGAGGACUUUGCCCAGGUUCAUCUAUCUGAUUCUCCAAAAGCUUCUGCUUCCAAUGAGCAGCAUCCUUACAAGCCUGCUCCUCCACAAGGUUUGAUUCUCUAAUUCGCUUCAGUAAAUAUCUUUGUCCAAACUUUUGGAAUUCAUUUUCUCUUGAUUAAUUGCACUGUUCUUUUUGUAUGGAAGUGGCAAAUGUAGAAUAUAAUGUCCCUUAUUGUUGGAUAUGGUUGCACUUUAUAUCAACUUUUCUUUUGUUGAAAUGGCAAUGAAUUGAACAUUCAUGAUAUUA